Molecule: messenger RNA, 1092 nt
Organism: Pistacia vera
Lineage: Eukaryota; Viridiplantae; Streptophyta; Magnoliopsida; Sapindales; Anacardiaceae
Exons: 1
Coding region: 1-1092 (363 amino acids)
Molecular function (GO): catalytic activity
Source: RefSeq, a predicted model, not a curated record
AUGAUAAGGAGUUGGAAUAUUAGAGGCCUUAACGGCUUCUCGAAACAACGCGCGGUGAGGAAUUGGAUUUCUAAUUCGUCUUUGGGUUUGAUUGGUUUGUUGGAAACUAAGGUUCAGCAGUCUUAUCUACAGUCGGUGGUCUCGACAGUUUGUCCUUCGUGGCAGUUUUUGUCAAAUGUGAUGGACUCUAUUGCCUGUCGAAUUCUGGUAUGUUGGGAUCCUUCUCUUUACUUUGUAGAUAGCCUUCAUUUCUCUCUUCAGGAGGUCACUUGCAGGGUUACUCAUGUUUCAAAGGGGUUCUCCUUUGGGAUUACCUUUGUGUAUGGUUCUAAUGACCUUAGGAAUCGCCGCAACCUGUGGGAUUUCCUUAGGGAUCAGGCGGCGGAGUUUGAUUCGGAGGGGUUACCAUGGCUUGUGUUGGGUGAUUUUAAUGCCAUUUUGGGAGCCUCUGAUAGAAUGGGUGGUGAUCUUACGUGGUAUGGUUAUGUGGAUGAUUUUGGCCACUGUAUUCAUGAUACUGAGUUGAUUGGAUUUCCUUUUACUGGGCUUCGGUAUACUUGGCAUAAUAGUCAGCAGGGCGAUGGGAUUAUUCUAUGGAAGCUCGAUUGGGUCUUUGCAUCGCUUUCUUGGUUCAUUGAUCGGCCGACCACAGUUUCAGAGUUUCAACCUCGGGAUGUCUCAGAUCAUAGCUCUAUGGUUGUCCGGUUUGGCUCUCGUCGUGGCAAGGUACGAUCCCCUUUUAAAUUUCUAAAUUUUUGGGUUGAUCGUGCAAAUUUUAUGGAUAUUGUUCAGACAGUUUGGGACGAGCCUAUUGUAGGCAAUCCUAUGUUCCGUCUUACGCAGAAAUUGGGGCUAUUGAAACGGAAGCUCAAAUCUCUACAUGUUAGGGAUUCCAGCCAUAUCUCUAGUAGGGUGAUUGAGGCUCGUGCUCAGUGGGCUACAGCCCAAGCAAAUUUGGACCGGGACCCCCUUUCUACUGAGUGUAUCUCUCAGGAGAGGAACCUUGCCAAUCGAUAUUUCAGUCUUUGUCGAGAUGAGGAGGCUUUUUUUAAGCAGCGAUCUCGUGUUCAGUGGUUGAAUUUAGGGGAUUAG